Salpingoeca rosetta is the source of this 1407-nucleotide messenger RNA. RefSeq lists its product as uncharacterized. The transcript has 4 exons. Lineage: Eukaryota; Choanoflagellata; Craspedida; Salpingoecidae. The record is from RefSeq and is a predicted model, not a curated record. Bases 145 to 1269 code for a protein of 374 amino acids.
CAGGAUGAGUUGCAGUUUCCGACCCCUCUGCGUGAGCCGCGGGCCAGCGUGCACUACGCCCUUGCGCGCCAGUUCCUCUCCUCGCUCUUCCCGUUCAACAUUGUCAAGGCCAAAGGCGACGACGUUUCGCUGUCUGAGCUGCAGAUGACGCCAGACCUUCACGAGCACCUCUCUACGCUCGACGACAUCCCGCGUGGCGAUCUCAUUCGCGUGCAGACGGCGUUCAUGUCCGCAUCUGGCCAGCUCGCCACCCUCUCCUCCCCGGCUGCACUUGCGGCUGUGCCUGACGAGUUCUUUGCGUUCUAUCACGACCUGCGAACGGCUGAACCCAUCGGAUUUCAGGAGGCAGACGUCAACUUCAGGGUGGCCGCGACGAAAUCGCAGCCGCCGCUCGUGGUCUCGGAGACAACACGAAUGUGCGUUGCAUUGCACGAUGUUGAGCAACUGCCCACCGCCAAGGACACGCACGUCGUCGUUUGGUGCGACACGCGUGCAAGCGUGUACACCCACCGCGCCGUAUCGGAGGCUCUGCUUGCCCAAGGCGUGCACGUGGUUCUGUUUGUGACGCAGCAGCCAAACGGGCUCCUGGCCGUGCACAAGCACUGCGCGAAUACGGCGGCGGUGGCGGGGCCGCUGCCGGCCUCCACCGUCAUCAGCGAACACGUGCUGGCGGAGACGCUGCGGGAAACAAUCACAAACACGUUUCUACGGCGCACCAUGGCAGACGACAGGCAUGUGCUGCCGAGUGUUGUGAGGAAGAAGGCGGUCAAGGAGCUGAUUGCAGCAGCGAGGGAGCAGCAGGCCAAGUGGGAACAGCAGCAGCAGCAGCAGCAGCAGCAGCAGCAGCAGCAGCAGCACCUGAUGACGGCCGGUGGCGACCAGCCCUCUGUGCAGACAUCGAAGGAGGUCGACCGAGAGAGGGAGCACCACCACCCGUCUGUGGGCCACAGCACCAGCACCAACAGCGGUGAUGGGUUUGACACCGCAAUUGUUGGUGCGCAGGCGCGGAAGGUGUUGCAGUUUGUGUUCCACCACCCACGAAAGCACUUCAGCAUGCAGCAACAGCAACAACAACAACAGCAGCGCUGCGGUGGUGGCGGUGUCACGUCAGUGUCGUCCCAGCACCAGCACCCGCCACUGACGCGGCAGCAGGAGUUGGAAGAGAGCGAGGCGUCCAGUGUAAGAACGAGCGGCGUCACGAUUGCUGAUACGCCAUCCAUCCAAAGCAUCGUCAGCAUCAACGUGGACGAGGAAGUGAGCGACGUGUAAUUGAAGUGUAGCUCGGUGAGGGUGGCGUGGGGUGAUGCGUGGCCUUGCAUUGUUAGAGUCAUUUAAUGCAGCGAUAUUCAAAACAAGCAGGUUUCGUACACACAUCACACAACAAGUAAAUGUACAAGCAAGCAAGCA